Molecule: messenger RNA, 783 nt
Organism: Penicillium diatomitis
Lineage: Eukaryota; Fungi; Ascomycota; Eurotiomycetes; Eurotiales; Aspergillaceae
Product: DUF3245 domain-containing protein
Exons: 2
Coding region: 1-783 (260 amino acids)
Source: RefSeq, a predicted model, not a curated record
AUGGCUCUAUCAAAAGCCGAGUCCGACAUCAUCUUCAACAGAGCAAAUGUCGCUCUAGCCCGCAGUCAGCGCCUCGUCGCAUCAUGGCUCCCUGCGUCAACGACGGACGACUCGACCCAAGGCAAAUCCGAAGAGGAGCUUCAACGCGAAGAAGAUGAGAUCUUCACUGUGGUUCCCGAGACACUCGGCGUGGGUGCACCGCUGCCCGAAAAAGCCGCAGACGGAAGCUGGAAUCGCACAGAAUUAAGCUCCAACGAUAAAUUACGAAAACAACUUCUUGGGAGGAACUACGAUAAAUUCAUGAAAGCUGCAGCGGCGGCGAAAAAGCAAGCGCCCAAUACACCUGCGACAGCCGGGCCGGGAAUGAAUGGAUCUUCUACACAAUCAAACGGCAACAUACACACACCACCACAGACACAAGAAGAUGACUACGACGACGACGAGGGAGGUCGGGUCUCGAUGGUGGGAAAGAAGAAUCGCAAGAUGAUGAAGAAUGGUACCAAUAAGAAGAGGAAAGCGGCAGCAGCUGGCGCUGCGUCUGCGGGAGUCGAUAUGUCCCCCGCUGCGGAUGAGGCUGGUUUGAAAUCCGCGGCGCAUCCGAGAGAAGAUGCAGAUGGAUUACCGCAUGCGAGCGCGGAUGCAAAUGCGCAUGUUGAUGCAGAUGGUGGACCGGUCGAGACCAGUCCGCCUGUGAAACAGGCUCAGUCCAAGGGAAGGAAAAAGGCGACGAGUUAUUUGGAUGAGCUGCUGGCUGAGAGGUCUAAGAAGAGAAAGAAGCGGUGA